CUGGGAGGACCGGGCCGUUGGAGGACCAGGCGUUGGAGGACCGGCGAUGAUGGCGGCUGUCCCGGCCACACGGCACCGUCUGGGAUCAUUAGCGGCCCUGUGCCGGGCAGGCCCGCGUCUCACACGCCCCGCUUCAUAUUCCACGGGGCUGUCUAUCUCCUCGCCGCCUCCAGCCGCAGCUGCAGUCAGAAACCAUAGACCACCACCAAAAGAAAGACAAAGGAGAGAGCCUACGUUUCCAAGGACUGAAAAGAUGGAAGUGAACCAGGACUGGUGCAAUGUGUACCCAAUCGCUGCAGCGUUUAAACCUUCAGUCGUGCCUCUUCCUGUCCGCAUGGGCUAUCCAAUAAAGAGAGGUGUACCACCAGACAAAACCGGGAACCUGGAGCUUAUAAAAAUUCCAAAUUUUUUACAUCUUACCCCCCCUGCAAUAAAAAUGCACUGCACAGCUUUAAAAGAUUUCUGCACAGAAUGGCCAGUAGCUCUUGAUAAUGAUGAGAAAUGCGAAGAGCAUUUUCCAAUUGAAAUUAAGACGACGGAUUAUGUUGCAGCAGGACCUUCUGCCCGAAAUCCGAAUGCCAGAGUGGUCACCUUGACAAUCAGACUUUUGAAUCUCAACUUGGACGAGCAUGCCAAGAAGAAGCUCAUUAAACUUGUUGGAAAUCGAUACAACAAAAGUACAGAUCUACUUACCAUUACAACAGACAGAUGCCCAUCACGGCAGCAGAAUUGUGACUUUGCCCUCUAUUUGCUCACUGUUUUGUACCACGAAUCAUGGAAAAUAGAGACGUGGGAAUCUGACAAGACUGAAGCUGACGUGGAUGAAUUUAUUUGGGAGAAUAGUCGGUCUGAGAAAAAUGUCUUGGACACAGUCUGCAGGAUGAAAGAAGCAGAAAACCUCCCAUCAAUCCAAAAGGAAGAACUCGUUAACUCACCGGAAGUCAAAAGCUACAAGGAGUCAGUGGUGAAUAUUAAAAAUGACGGAGAAACAGAAGAUAGCAUUUUACAGUACAAAGAAUCUGUAAAAAAGCUGCUAAAACUGCAGACCGCAACAACAAAUAGCAUGUUCCAGAUGACAUGAUCAGUUUAUAUUCAUUUAGAAUAUUACCGAUAUAGACGAUGUCAUCAAUCUUGUCAUAUAAUUCAUGUCAUAUAAAGAGUCAUAUCUAGGGAAAAAAGUGUUAAAUGCUAACUUCUGGAAACUAAUGUAUUUUUUCUUUACAAAUGUGAUUGUGUUGAGAAUAUUACAAAUCUGUGGAUAAAAUGUUGCCAUUCA
Messenger RNA from Leucoraja erinaceus (little skate), 1276 nucleotides. RefSeq names its product mitochondrial ribosomal protein S35 (gene mrps35). Gene Ontology annotation, biological process: mitochondrial translation. Gene Ontology annotation, molecular function: structural constituent of ribosome. Lineage: Eukaryota; Metazoa; Chordata; Chondrichthyes; Rajiformes; Rajidae. The record is from RefSeq and is a predicted model, not a curated record. The transcript has 8 exons. Gene Ontology annotation, cellular component: mitochondrial small ribosomal subunit. Bases 47 to 1081 code for a protein of 344 amino acids.